Syngnathoides biaculeatus (alligator pipefish) is the source of this 2308-nucleotide messenger RNA. RefSeq names its product isthmin 1 (gene ism1). Gene Ontology annotation, biological process: negative regulation of angiogenesis. Bases 242 to 1594 code for a protein of 450 amino acids. The record is from RefSeq and is a predicted model, not a curated record. The transcript is spliced from 6 exons. Lineage: Eukaryota; Metazoa; Chordata; Actinopteri; Syngnathiformes; Syngnathidae.
GAAGCCCUUGAGAUCUGCAUCGAGCAUAUUCACCCCCGGCCCCCGAAGUGGACUUUGGACUUUUUGGGGGAUCGUGUCGAUCCGUUUCCCCUCAAAUUUAGCAUUUGUGAUCCCCGAAGUGGCUCCGAAGUGGUGUUGCGGCUCCUCUUCCCCGGCGGAUCCGGAGAUCGGAGCCUCUGCACCGGGCGGAGGCGGAGCCGCGGCGACCUCCGAGGCUCCAAAGAGCGGCCGCGUCAGGAGGAUGGUGCGACUGGCUGCAGAGCUCCUGCUGCUCCUGGGUCUUCUCCUCCUCACCUUGCACAUCACCGUGCUCCGGAGCAGCCCUCUGCCGCCGGCCAACGUCACCCGGAGCCAGGAUCAGAGCGAGAACAUCAUCCACGCGAAAAGCAGCUCAUUCGGCCAACUGGCUCCUGAAGACUCCUGGCGGUCUGGAGCAGACCGUCGCUUUGCCCACCGUUCUGCCGCCCUUCCGUGGGUACAAGGCACUGGCAGUAACAUUCACAAAGAUGGCCCUGGAUCUUUCCUCCUGGAUCUGCAGAAUUUCCCUGACCUCUCCAAAGCCGAUAUCAAUGGGCAGAAUCCAAACAUACAGGUGACAAUUGAGGUUGUGGAUGGAUUGGAGGCGCACGAGGCAGAAAAAGGCCACCGCAAGGAGAAUAAACCCAACUGGGCUUCUCCCAACUGGAGAAACUGGUGGCCUCACACCUCCACCACUAAUCAAGGGCGGGAACAUGACCGCUCCUUGGGAAGCAACAAUGAGGACAGCAACUUCCUGAGGCCGCUGGUGGACUGGGACCAGAGAGGAGGCACGGGAGACAGAGCCAAUCCCCAAAUAGAAUAUGACUACAUGGAUGGAGAGGGGGACUGGAGUAACUGGUCACUGUGCAGCGUCACCUGUGGAAAUGGCAACCAGAAGAGAACCAGGUCUUGUGGUUAUGCCUGUACUGCCACAGAGUCCAGAACCUGUGAUACGCCAAACUGUCCAGGUAUUGAAGACGCCUUUAAGACAGCAGCGACUGAAGUGAGCCUCCUUGCCGGAACAGAUAAUUUCAAUGCCAGUGAGCUCUUUGGUGUUGACACAGACAGCUGUGAGCGAUGGAUGAAUUGCAAAAGCGACUUCUUGAAGAAAUACUUGACCAAAGUGGACAAUGACCUUCCUAGCUGCCCUUGUUCAUACCCAACUGAGGUGGCAUACAGCACUGCGAAUGUGCGUGACGCUCCUUCACGCCGAAAUUUUCGCUGGAAAGAUGCUAGUGGCCCAAAAGAGAAACUUGAGAUCUACAAACCCACCGCCCGUUACUGUAUUCGCUCCAUGCUGACGCUGGAGUCCACCACACUGGCUGCGCAGCACUGUUGCUAUGACGACAGCAUGAAGCUCAUCACACGGGGCAAAGGGGCCGGAACACCCAAUCUCAUCAGUACGGAGUUCUCGGCCGACCUGCACUACAAAGUAGACAUCUUGCCCUGGAUCAUAUGCAAGGGAGACUGGAGUCGCUAUAACCAAGCCAGGCCACCAAACAAUGGACAAAAGUGUCACAACAACCCCAAGGAAGAGGAUUAUUACAAGCAGUUUGAAGAAGCAAGGGAGUUCUAAGCCCUGAAUUCACACAAACUCAAAAAUGGUGAUGGAAACGUUUUGCAUUGUUUUCACACAAACAUUGAGGCUCCGAGGAAUGAGACUUACUGGUCCUCUUGAAGCAAGAGGACCUACAACAGAUGAAAACAUUCUUUGGAUACCGUCACUUUUUUCCUCCAUCAGGCACUGAAGGAUGUGGCAUCUUAACAUCACUUUAAAAUAUACUUCUGAAAACUAAAGAUUCCUUUGAUGUUAAUUCCAUCCAUCAAUAAAGGGAGUUUCUAUUAUUUAAAGGGAAAAUAAUAUUAGCUAGAAAUGUAAACUAUUUGCAAAUUUGUCUCUUGUAUGUCUGGAAAAUAUCUUUGGUUAUAGACUAAGGGAAUCGUUCAGGACUGUUCCAUGGUUUUAGCAAAAUACUUCCCAUUUUGUCAUUGGCAAUAUUCAGGUUCUCAUUUAUGUAAGCUUGUGAGUGUUAAUUCAGCAUGUACAGUGCCGCUAUACUUCGUCUGUCUGAGGAACGCCUCCAUUGUAAAAAGUAUGGAUUUUCUCUGUAAAGUAUUUAUUUUAAAAGUUGAUAUUGCUCCUUUGGUCAUCUGUGAAUUGCCUUUAGUUCACAAAUCCCUGAAUGCUCAUUUGAUACUCUUUUUCAGCUUUUAUCUUGCCACCAAAGUUCCGUCUUGAGUUAAAAAAAAAAAAACAGAGUUAAAUGCGUGUGAAUGGAAUAUUAUGAAA